This is a messenger RNA of Colletotrichum acutatum, 2089 nucleotides long. RefSeq lists its product as uncharacterized. The coding region runs from base 353 to 1657 and encodes 434 amino acids. NCBI's taxonomy places the organism in Eukaryota, Fungi, Ascomycota, Sordariomycetes, Glomerellales, Glomerellaceae. The transcript is spliced from 4 exons. The record is from RefSeq and is a predicted model, not a curated record.
CAGUGCUACUCUUUCACUCAUCCUUGACCGUUUAGAGCGUAUUGAGAACAAUCGUCCAGCGUCAAGUGUCAACCCUACCGCGUCAAAAUCAGACCAUCGACAAGCUUCUGACGGGUAUGGCUCCCCAGAGCCCUACUCACCACCGGCACGAUAUGGAUCGAGCCACUCGGCUUCACCUCCGAGUCCACCAUCCAGGGUCGAUUCUAGGAACACACCCUAUCACGAGCGGGACACAUUACCAUCUCUCAGGCCAAAUGGAUCUGAAGCUUCGCGCCACCCCGCAGUGCUGGACGUUGCUGCAACUCUUGGUGACACGUUCGAUCGUGUGCGAGACCAAAGGCUCCGACGUACUAUGGGCCACAACACCAUUGCAACAGAGGGUAUCGACAUUUCUCUCGAUAAGGCACGGACCUGGAUUCAUAAUUACUUCACCUACAGUCCCACUGAGACAUUCCUCAGCCUUGUGGAUAGGAAAACUAUUGAAUUAAUACCAGAUAUGCUCCUGAUGAGGCAUGUCACCCUCGACCCCUGUAUACUCAUCAUUUACUAUGUCAUCUUGUGGCGGGGAUGCUACAUCCUGAACACGAGAUCUUUCCACAGCCCAGACGGCAGAUACGCGCGGAAGCUUUACCUGUGCUGUCUCAGAACUAUGCCUUGCUGGCAGAAGGAAGCCACGGGUUCAAUCACUGACUUUAUUGCUGCUAUUUUCAUGACCGGCAUUGCAACAGAAUCCUAUGACUUCGAAAUGAGUCUAGAAAUGCACCAAUUGGCUUGCGAGUACGCCAAAGGUCUCCAGAUGCACAGUCUCGACAGCAAUGACUACUUUGUAGCCACCGGUUGUCCCAGCACCGAUGAGGACCGCAAGGGCAUGUGGGAGCUCAUUCAAACGGAUCUCUUCUAUCACUUGAUCUACAAUAAGCCGGCAACUCUAUAUCCAAGCCUCGAUAAGUGGCAAGUCAACUUACCAUGGCUGUCACUCGACCUACCCCCGGAAAAGGGUGCUCAAGUGUCGACAAUAUCAUUCCUCUUCCGCAGCCGACUUGCGUUCAUCCUGAUCCGCUUCUUUCAGACGCUUGAAGGACUCGAGAAUGAGUCAGAAGCUGUCGAGGCUAUCGAGCCUCUGUGUCACGAGAUCGAAAUAUUGUUUGAUGAAUGGGGAAUUGAAGACUGGAUCAAACGAUCAAGCGACGACCACAUGGAUCUGUGGAUUUUGGCAAGCUUGAUUCUAACCGGCUACACCUCCAUCAUCUUCAUGCUGCGAAAGGCUACCCUGCUGAAAUCGAACUCCCCUGUGCCAGUUUGCACCGACAAUAACGUGCCCAGAACAGACUUCUCAACCCGAGCCUCGCGACGCAUUCUCGACCUUACGUACAAUAUGCUCCACGUCUGGAAGUUCCCCGCGGCGGAGACCAUCUCGUACAUCCUUGGCGCAUACCGAGCGCACACGGCCUAUGCCCAUCUGGCGAGCAACGCCAUGAAUGCCCCCAACCCUGGCGACAUGAUUGAGGAUCUGUAUUUGCUAGAUCGCGUCGCCCAAGGUAUCGAGACUGCGACGCAGCAGGAAAGCGACUUUCUCCCUUUGGCACGGGAGAUGAAGAGAAUCAAUGCUCAAGUCAAGGAAAAGGUAAAUGGCACUACGAGCGCACGGAAUACUUGAUUUCAUGUCUAAAAAAUUGUCGCGACACCUUUUUACCCAACUCGGCGUAUCAGAAAAUAAACACAUUCAGCUUGGUUGUACCACAACGUUGGACUUCUAUGCAUUAUCUACACAGCCCCUUCAGCUUCGAGCAAUACGUCGAUUUAAGCUGUCCUUGUGAUGAUUGGCCGGUGUUGCUUAUCGCGUCUUCGCUGACUGCAGGUCAGAACAACCUCUUUAGUGGCUAGUCUAAUUCUUCGCUGUCGAACGUUUCUCAUCGGUCUACUCAAACGGGAAGUCUGCAAGAGGCUGUCAUGCAGAAAACAAAGUCAUGCGCUGCCAACUGCAGCUCGUGUGUAAUCUGCCCGCCACUGAAUGAAACGAUCAUCACAGCCUUGUCAUCGAAGCCUUCAUGUAUAUUAUCCUGCCGUUUUCUCUAAUCCCUCGUCUCAU